Toxorhynchites rutilus septentrionalis is the source of this 1855-nucleotide messenger RNA. RefSeq names its product brachyurin-like. NCBI's taxonomy places the organism in Eukaryota, Metazoa, Arthropoda, Insecta, Diptera, Culicidae. Bases 922 to 1845 code for a protein of 307 amino acids. Gene Ontology annotation, biological process: proteolysis. The record is from RefSeq and is a predicted model, not a curated record. Gene Ontology annotation, molecular function: serine-type endopeptidase activity. The transcript has 3 exons.
CUGCUCCAAUUGUUUGGUUGUGUUUUUGGCCCCAGAGCCGUGUAGGGUGCGGCGAUACGACAUACAUCCAUAGCGGUUACUAGGACUGGGUCGAGCGAGAAUAACGAAUUUUGCAAUAGUUUUGCAAUAGUUUCCCGCCCUCAAGGGCAAGAGACGAAUGAACUCUCUGAGUUUAAAGUCUCUUUAAUUCAAUACCGUUACCGCAUGUCUCGGGAAAAAAAACGACGUUUGAAUGUUUAUAUCCACCGAUGCCGCCUUGUGUGUGUGUGUGUGUGUGUGUGUGUGUGUGAUUGUGACGCACGUCCUUUCAAUAAAAGUGACUUAAAUAUACUAUCACUACAGCAAAUAAGAAGAUUCCUAGUUGUUUUGUAAGUGUUUCAAGUUUUUUUCAAGUGCGGCUAAACGAAUGUCUAUCACUGUACUUGAUCAUAAGCCUCUUUAUUUAGAGGUUCUAAAAGACCAUUGAAACUAAAUAUUCUCUAAGACAUCAUUGGAAUGUCCAUAUGACGAAAAUGGCUGAACGGUUAGAGUGUCUUUUUUAUAAAAGAUCCAUCAGUCUAAACAAUCAACCUACACUAUCUGGAUACAACGUGAAAAAACUUGAUGUUUUUUCAAUGACUCACAGCAGAACAUAUCUUCAAGCAUCUUUUCUAUCAAAAAAAUACAAAAACAAAUCUUUUUCCCCCUCCAAAGCACUGCGGAGUAUAGUUUCAGUCCCGACAGCCCUAUCAUUUCACUUCCUCGAACCGAAAAGUGGGAAUCACGCCAGCGAAAAGUAUCACUCUUAUCAUUCGGACCUGAUCUUACAUGUCUCCCAUUUUUUUUUAUCUCGCGUUCGUGCGGAGUCGAUAAAAAGACUUUGUUUAAUUGCCGGUGCGAAGUCAUCGUCAUCGUUAGAACAGUGCAAACACGCAUCCAAUAAUGUUGAACUAUUGGCUUUCACCUACCAUUUUGGUUUCUGCGUUGAUCUGCGCGACUCACUCUCAUCCUCGAAACGCGGGCGGCGUAUCGCGGACCAGGGAAGUGCCCAGGUUUUGGGUUCGUUUGUCCCCAGCGGACCACCGAGUGGUGGUUUCGAGUGUAGGAAAUUCUAAAAUUGCCGGUGGCGCACCCGCGAAAGAUCGACAAUUUCCGUACCAGGCAGCACUCUUGAUCAACUUUGCCGACGAAUCUACGACCCUCUGCGGUGGAUCGAUUGUGUCUACAACGUUUGUCCUGACAGCGGCUCACUGUUUGGAGGGCGGGAUCGAUGCUACGGUGAUCGUUGGGACGAACACAGUCAGCAUCCCGAGUGAUGAUCGCGCGGUGGAAAUUGAUGUGACCUUCCACGAUAUGUUGGUACACCCCAAGUAUGAUCCGAUAGAUGUGUUGAACGAUAUCGCCAUUGUUCGGCUUACGAAAGCCCUAACGUUUUCCGAUACUAUUCAACCAGUCAAGCUUCCAUCGAGACAGGAGGCUCUCAGUGAUUUGGUGAAUGUGGACACGACCGUUUCCGGAUGGGGAGCCUUAGGUGAAGAUGAUUAUGCAGAAAUUGAGGAUAAUCUCAAACUGGAUCUACAUUUUCUUGUCAAACCCGUGAUUUCAUACGAAAAAUGCAACAUCGCGUAUGAACAUAUGAUACGUGAUUUCCAACUGUGCGUUUCCGGGGAGGAUGGACGGAAUGCUUGUCAGGGCGAUUCCGGUGGUCCACUCACAGCCAACUUGAACGGGAUGACAACUUUGAUUGGAAUUGUUUCAUAUGGAUCUAGCGAUGGGUGUGAGCAUGGAUCUCCUGUUGUUUACACACGUGUUGGUUACUAUCUCGAUUGGAUAGCGCAGCAUACUGAUGUGAAAAUUGUUGAUUGAAGUUUCCUAA